Drosophila teissieri is the source of this 1483-nucleotide messenger RNA. RefSeq names its product zinc finger HIT domain-containing protein 2. Lineage: Eukaryota; Metazoa; Arthropoda; Insecta; Diptera; Drosophilidae. The record is from RefSeq and is a predicted model, not a curated record. The transcript is spliced from 2 exons. The coding region runs from base 84 to 1268 and encodes 394 amino acids.
CCAAACGAAGCGUGGUUACGGUCACACUACAGCGAUCAGCUGUUGGCGACCGCAUUAGUUUGUUUAUUCUAUUUUGUUUGACCAUGUCGGAAGCAGAUGAAAACUGUCAUUUCUGUCGGGAGGUGUCCUUCAAGUACACUUGUCCCAAGUGCAAUGCUUUGUACUGCAGUGUGGGAUGCUACAAGUCCAAGGAGCAUCUGAAAUGCUCCGAGGCUUUCUACAAGUCCUGCAUUCAGGAAGAACUGACCCAAAACACAGUAACGCAGGAAAGCCAGGAGGACAUGCGGAAAAUAUACGACAUACUAAAGAGGAUGAGAGAAACGGACAGUGGCUUCAAUCCCCAGGACUUUGAUACAGAUGGCCUGGAGAAUCCUUUGGAUUCAGAUGGAGGCGAGGAAGAAGAGCCAGAAGAAGAUGAUGCAGAAGAAGACGUCACCGAAGGGGAUCUACUUGAUGAAGACGCGGAGGAAGACAUUGCAGCUCGACUGAAAGGCGUUGAUAUCAACGAUGCGGAUGAAGUUUGGAGCCGGCUAACUACGGAGGAGCAAGAGGAGUUCCAGAAACUAAUCACCAAUGGGGAUAUCAUGAAGCUUAUGCCAGACUACAAGCCCUGGUGGUUCAAGCCGAAGAACUCCAAGAUUGUGAUUAUACCUACACCAGAAGAGGCUGCCAAGAAAGAAAGCUCUGUUCCCGAAAUUUGCGGGAGCAUUGCCAAAUUCUCCGAUAUAUGCAAGAAAACUCCUUCGCCGUGCCUGCACUACAAUUUGUGGAACAUCCUUAGCGCCUACGCCUGUGUGGCUCGUUUUUUUGGUGGCGAACAGAGAACAAAUGCCAGUGAAGCAGUGGCCCACCUUGUGAAUCUCAGCGCCUCCCUGAAAUACGGCACCAACUUCGAGGAUGCUGAGGACGCCAUUGUCUCUGUCGAGAUGGAGGCCAUUACCACUGGAAAUGGUCCAGCGGGUGCUGCUGCAGUUGGAAGUGCUGCAGCAGAUGCUAAUUUCCUCGUCGAGAACAGAGAGCAACUGCAGCAGGAUGCCCGCCAGUUGAUGGCUACGAAGGAUCACAAGUUGGCCGCCCUUAGCGAUGUGCUCUAUCUACUACAGCAGACGAAGGCAAUGAGUCGCCGACAGAAUGUCCAGGAAGCCGAGUUCCAAAAGCUAUUUUCUUUGGCCAGCGGAAGUGUGCAAUUGGAUCGCACCAAACUGACUCAACUGGUUCGGAAAAUCGAGUUCAUGCUCGCUUAUGUGGCGCGGGAAGAGGUCCUUUAGUAAUUCUUCAAAAUAUACAUUUCGAACUUCCUUCUGGUUUUAAAUUAUCCUCAAAGAUGAAAGCAGUCUUCGUCCCUUUAGCUCUUUUGAGUUUUAUUUCUGAAUUUUGUAAUAUGAAGAAACGUAAAUAUUGCACCGAUCGUUAUUUGAAUAUUUUAUUGUAUUUAGGAAUUCAAAUACAACUAAGAAAAAUUAGUAAAAUUGGUCAAUGAUAA